ACCCCAGAUGUCAGAUCAACCAAUAAAACAACUCAUCUCUAUUUACACACCUUGAUUAUACUUUAAAUUGAUGCAACAAAAAUUAAAUUCUAACAGGUAGUUUUGAAAGCAGUGCUGAAGUAACAUUGUAAUAAAGUAUUAUAAAUAUACAUGUUUACACAUAAAUUUGAAUAAAAGUACAAUAUACAAUAUUAAAACAAGAAGUAUAAUAACAUUCAGCAAUUGAAAAUCAUUAUUAGUUAUGAAUUCACCAAGAUCACCACAAACUCCUUUGAGUUCUGAACUAAAAAAGAUUAUAAAUGACAGAAAUGUUUUAAGUAUGCGGAGUCGUAUGAAAGUUCUCAAUAGUCUAAACGAGAGUCAUCAAAAACAGCUUGAAGAAAAAGAGAAGAAUUUAAGAUAUCAAGCUAUUCAAGAAAUUUUAACAACUGAAGUUACUUAUCUACGUCAGUUGGAGAUCUUAAUGGAGUAUUUUAUACAACCUAUGUUUGAAAGAAAGUUAUUAGAUCACAGUUUACUUUCAACAUUAUCUGAGAACAUAAAAACAUUGUAUAAUGUUAGUGGAGAAUUAAUAAAGGAAUUGAAAGAGAAUUCACAAAAUAUUGCUGGUGCAUUUCAUAAACUGGCUCCAUUUUUUAAACUGUACUCAGUUUAUGCUUAUGAUUAUGAGCAGAUUUUAUACUUGAUACAGGUGAAACAAGAAAAUGAUACUACAUUUAAAAAUUUUAUUACUGGACAAGAAACAAGACCAGAAGUUGGUAGAAAAUUACCCUCAUUAUUAAUUACACCAAUACAAAGGGUACCUAGAUAUAAAUUACUCCUGCAAGAAGUCUUGCAACAUACACCGAAUAAACAUAAGGAAUAUAAUCUUCUACAGGUUUGUCUAGUAGAAAUUGAGAAAGCUGCAAGGCAUAUGAAUACUUUAAUUGAACAACACGAAGAAACACAGAAAUUAUUAAAACUUCAAAAGUGUAUUGCAAAUCCAAUUAAUUUGGUAAAACCCGGUAGAAAAUUGAUUAAACAAGGAGCAUUAAUGAGAGUAUCAAGACGAGGAAAUUCCGCAUAUCGAAGAUACUUUGUUCUCUUUGAUGAUAUUUUAUUGUAUUGUAAAGGUGACCCGCAAAACACAUUAACUGUGUGUUGUGUUUUACCAUUAAAUAAAUGCAACAUUGAAUCAGUUUUGAGCGGAGGAUUGUUUCGUGUUACUUGUUUAAAUGAAAUACUUUUACUGUACUCUGAAAAGGAGGAUAGUAGUUUAUGGAUAGAAGCAAUACAAAAUUCCAUAAAAAAGUACGUAGAAUGCCGACAAACUUUAAGAAAAGAUAGUAGUUCAAGAAAACCAUUAAGGCACAAUAAUCUUAAUUUAUUUCCAUCUGAUAAUAUCCCAGUAAUUGCUGGUAAAAGGAAAAGAUCAGACGAAGAAACAGAGGUUAACUUGAACGCAUCAAAAAUUGUAUAUUUAAAGAAGGAUAAUGAAGCAGAUGCAGAUGUACAAUCAGAAAAUAAAUGUUUGCUCUUAUUGAAGAAAUUUAAAAAAUUUAAAAGUGAUAAUAAUUAUAAAGAGAAUAAAUGCUGUCUACAAAAUAUCAAUUAUAAUAUUACGGAUACAGAAAAUGUACCUUAUGUACAAAAAAGCUCUAAUGCAUCAUGUAUAUCCAACAUUCCUUCUUUUAAUACCAAACCGGAAGCUUCGCCAACGUUGAAAUCGAUUAGCGAUUUCUUUUCUUGUAUUAGAUCGUCAGUGGUGGAGUUUUUUAAAUUUAGAUAAUGUACUUUAUUAUUUAUAUAUACAAUAAAAUUGAUGAAACAUUAAA
This is a messenger RNA of Osmia lignaria (orchard mason bee), 1814 nucleotides long. Its product is annotated as FYVE, RhoGEF and PH domain-containing protein 4. The record is from RefSeq and is a predicted model, not a curated record. Gene Ontology annotation, biological process: intracellular signal transduction. Gene Ontology annotation, cellular component: cytoplasm. Gene Ontology annotation, molecular function: guanyl-nucleotide exchange factor activity. NCBI's taxonomy places the organism in Eukaryota, Metazoa, Arthropoda, Insecta, Hymenoptera, Megachilidae.